CCCAUUAAUUCCGUUCAGUUCGGGUGAACUGCUCGACAUCGGAGGACGUCUCACACAUUGAAUAUUUGCCUCGCAAAAAAAAGAAGCCAUCCUGUCCGCAGAAUUUUCUCAUAAAUAGUGAACAACUCAAUCAGAAAAAAAAUAUCCACAAUACGCAAACCUCAGGGGUGGUCUCCACAAAAUGCUGCCCAAAAGGAAGUGGAGAAGUUUAGAAAAUUUGGCCCCAAAAAGUAUUCCGAUAAAGACCAGUCAUACUCAUCCGGGGAUGGAAUCAGCAAACCGCAGUGUUCUCGAGGAAAACCAAUUUUUACGGAAAUCUGCUGAUCUCCACGAAUCCAAAGUGACCGAGUUGUACGGAAUCAUUGCCGAGUUGCAGAAACAGCUAAGCACUCUGCAGAACGGGAGAAUUGUGGAGGAGGAUGAAGACGAGGAAGAGGAAGACGUGGAAAAUGGUGCGCUGGAAGAAUUAGAUAUUUCUGACGAUGAUGAUGCCGACGACUAUUUCGAGGACGGGAUUUUAUACGAUGAUGAAUUGGCAACUCCAAUCAGUGAUACAUCGGUGAAAGUGAGUAAUAAUCACUCCGCCCGAAUAAUGGGACCCAACCAACACCAAAUUAACAAUGAGAAAAAGCUCGCCCAAAUCCUCACACAGCUCGAAACCAUCCAAUCUGAACAUAAUAAAAUUAAGAAGAAUUUAUCCGACAAGGACGAAGAGCUCUAUAAAGCGAAAGCAACUUUGGUGAAGGUGCACGAAGAAAAGGAGUCCCUGGCUAAAAAGGUGCACCAUUUGCAAGGACUUUUAAAUCACCAGAAGAACCAGACCCCAACAUCUCCCCAGGGGCAGCCACAGCCACUGCAAAAUAAGAAAUCCCCGACACACACGCACCAACCGAAUCAUCCCACGUGUCGAUUUGCAUCUCGCAGAAAACUGCCAACCACACAACAACCUUACCUUCAACAGCAGAAUAAUUAUCAUAAUCUCACCUCGAUUGCGAUGAACAUGUCGCUGAAUUCCAGUAUUGUUGAAAAACUUGUGAAUCUCAAUGAAGCCGCGGACCUGGGAGAGUUGACGAUGUCGAGUAGGCAAGAGUUGGAACUCGUGUUGGAGAAGGAGGCAGUGAAAGUGGACAAGUUGCAGAAUGAGGUGGACUUUCUCUUGGGGAGAUUGGGCGAGGCGAAAAACGUCAACGAAAAUCUGGUCACUGUCGUAGGUCGUGUCGAAAGUUGGGGCAUGGGAUGGAAAGUGGUCGCUGAAAGGGGGGACUCCACCAUCGAAUUGUACGACAUACUCGUCGCCUUGCUGGAAUCAGAGUUGGGAUUGCUUUUGGCCAACGUCAAGGCUGCCGGGAUUGGAAAGAAGAACUGUGAUGAGAAGGAAAAUAAUUAUGAGGCGGAUGCCGAAUCCUUGCUAAAAAGGGCGGAAUUUAACAUGGGCACGGCAGUGGGUGCGGCGUACCGUGUGUUGGGAUGGGACCACGUGGAGAAGCCGAAAGUUGGCCCCCGCACUCUGGAACAUCACAUCCGAUCUAUGAUCAUCUCACUUAAAACUUCCCGCGCCCAGUUGACCUCGACCAUCCCGGAGUACGACUUCAACAUGAAUGCCAAUCCGGAACUCUUGACGCCGUAUGACAUCAAGCAACUUCAACGCAGAUCGUCCUCCUCGGGAAGACCCUCGAAUCACAAUAGGAUGGAUUUGGAGACGGCAGUUUUAAUGCAGGAGCUGCUAAGUUGUCGUGAGGAGAGGGCAGAUUUGAAGAUGAGAUUGGUCUGCGCUGAGAGAGAGAGGGACUUUUUGGCAGGAUUUUUAUUAGGGGGCGGUUCCGCUGGGAGCAGUGGGGGUGGGACUCCUUCAGGUUUAAAUGAAGCCGAAGAGAACAAUAACAACCAGGCUGUCAAGAAAAUGGUGACCACGCCCACGAGCCCCUCCCAGUUAGACAACUAUUCCCUCCUCCACGACUCCAAUUCUACUCUCAUCAAGACGUUGGAGGACACCAAGAUCAAAUAUCGCGACAGGGUUAAGCUUCUCGAGGACAAGAUUCUACUCAUGAUCGGUGAUCGCGCUUUAAUGGGAACUAAUAGCAACAUUUAAACCUCCUCUUUUAAUAAUAUCUACUAAAAAUACGAUUAAAAUACAGAUUUAUUAAAUUCUUCAUAACAUAUUAAUAAUAAUAUAUUAAAAUACUUUGAAACUUUAUACAGAGGAAUAAUAUAAAAUAAAUGAAUAAAUAUUUAGCAUUUAUCUAUUGCAAAUUCAGUGUUUAA
Messenger RNA from Folsomia candida, 2262 nucleotides. RefSeq names its product colorectal mutant cancer protein. The record is from RefSeq and is a predicted model, not a curated record. The coding region runs from base 182 to 2089 and encodes 635 amino acids. The transcript has 10 exons. NCBI's taxonomy places the organism in Eukaryota, Metazoa, Arthropoda, Collembola, Entomobryomorpha, Isotomidae.